This is a messenger RNA of Pelagomonas calceolata, 3624 nucleotides long. NCBI's taxonomy places the organism in Eukaryota, Pelagophyceae, Pelagomonadales, Pelagomonadaceae. The record is from the annotation of a GenBank genome assembly.
AUGCCUGAAGGCCGCGCGCCGACGUGGGCCACCUUCAGCGAGCGCGGGGACCGGCGCCUGCCGCCGCCAGCCCGCCUCCCCAGCGGCGCCUCGUUCGGCGAGCGCGGGGACCCGCGUCCACUGCCGCCGAACCGCCUCGGCAGCACCGCCUCGACCUUCAGCGAGCGCGACCUGACGGACGUCGACACGCCGCCGCCGCCACCGCCGCAGUUCCUCGCGAGCGUCGAGGCCGCCGCGAAGACGGCGCCGGGCCGGACGCAGCUGCGCGCGCCGAGCCUGGACACGGCGCUCUCGGUGACGGACGUCGACCUCGGCGCCGUGCUGCUGGGCGACGAGUCGAGCGACGACGACGACGACGAUUAUGAGGCGCCGGCGCCCUACAACCAAUUGCAGAAGCGGAAGCCCCCGGCGCCGGCGCCGCGCUUUUCGCGGGCCGUGUGCCAGUUCGUGCCGCUCGAGUCGGAGAACGCCGCCGAGCGCCACGUCGUCAAGCUCCAGCUGAUCCCCGACCUGUCGCCGCGCGUGACGGCGUACCUGGAGCGCGGCGACGACGCCGAGGUCGCGCCGACGCCGGCCUCGGGCCUGCGGCUCGUCGUCGAGGCGACGGGCGACGCCGACGAGCGCGACGCGGGCCCCGUGAGCGGCUGGGUCGUGGCCCACCUGGCGCGGCGGCGGGACGUGAGCGACGGCGCGUUGAGCUGGAGCACGGGCGCCGAGGGCGGCUGCGUCGGCGUGUCCUGGAAGUGCGUCUUCGUGACGCGAAGCAACGCCGACGAGCUGCUGCUCGCGACGCCGAAGCUCUCGAGCGAGGCGCCGAAGUGGCACCCCGAGCACGUGCGCGCCGUCUUCGACGAGCACAUGUUCGCCGUGUCGUCGCUGUUUAGCGACGUGCCCUUUGUGCGGCCGCUCGGUCUAGAGGAUAGCCGCGACGCCGUCGGCGGCGGCGCGGGCGACCACUUCCAGCUCGCAACGCAGCCGGCGCACCUCGGUCCCACGGGGCUGACUGAGGGCCUGCGCCUGAUCGUGCUCGACCCGGCCUGUGCACUGCUCCCGGGGGGCUCCCAGCGGCUCGGCAUGGAGCGGCUCAGCAGGCUCCGUCCGGGCGACGUGCUCGACGCGACCUGCGACUCCCAGGGCAACGCGUUCGUGGCACCGACCCCCAUAAACGGGGCACGGCGCGGAUCGUUGAAAAAAAAGAAGAAGCAAUCGUUCAAGGGCACGGACGCGCUCACGUUCCCAUUCGACCGGCGGGACGUCGGCUGGGCCUGGACCACCGCGACGCCCCUGCGGCCGCUUGUCGCGAGCGCGGAGCGCGCCAAACCGCUCAGCAGUAUUCCCGCGCACCUCCACGAGCAUUCGGACGCCGCGCUGUUGGCGGCCUGCCGCGCGGCGGCCAAGGGCGAAGCCUUCGACUUCGACCUGAUCCAGCGGCGCGCGGCGGCGCUCGACGACGGGCGACGGCUCGGCGCGCAGCCGCACGCGGCGCUCCGGGACCGCAUGGCGCACCUGCGCGCGCUCUUGUGGUUGGAAGAGGCAAGCACGACGCUGGACCUCGAGGCGGCUGACGUAUUUGAAGUGAAACUCCGGAACAUCCAGGCGCUCCCGGCGCUGACGACGAACCCCUACUACGCCCCGGCGACACCGUGGAAGUGGUUUGGGUUCGCGCCGGGAACCGUCAUCUCGGAGGCGGCGCGCUGCACGCUCACUGUUCCCGGCGCGUCGGAGUCGGCGUCCGGCGCGCGGCCGCCGAUCCAGCAGGGCGACGCCAUACGCCUCCGCCCGACGGAGCAGAGCCGGCAGCUUUUCGCCGAGCUCGCGGGCGGCGUGUACGAGCUGCGCGCCGUCGUCGCGGACGUGCGCGCCGACGUACUGACGCUCGCGCUGCCGCGGUGCCCGCUGAUUCAAAAGCUCCUGGAGCGGGAGGCUCAGGGCGCCGCCGAGAUGGCCUGGCACGCGCGGUUCCGGCCGCAGCAGGCUGGCGCCAAAUUCCUGCACGACGCGCUGUCGCAGAUCGCCGCGGACCCCGCUCCCUUCGAGCGGAUCCUCCUCGGCGGCGCGGGCACCGACGCCGGCUCUGCCGACAACGGCGACGCGGUCGACGACGUCCCGGAGGGGGCGCUCGACCUCAACGAGCAGCAGCGCGCCGCCGUCGCCGCGAUCACCGCGCCGUCGCCGCGACUCCCGCCGGUCGUCGUGUUCGGUCCGCCGGGCACCGGCAAAACGGCGGUCGUCGCGGAGGCGAUUCGGCGCCUGGCGGCGCGGCGCGGCGCGCGUAUCCUGUGCUGCGCGCCGUCGGAUGAAGCCGCCGACGUGCUGACGCGGCGGGUGGCGGCGGCAAUGGAGUCGCUGGAGCCGCACAAACCGCCGUCGCUUCUCCGUCUCAACUGGUGGCAGCGCAAGCAGGAUUCUGUGGCCCCGGCGCUGCUGCGGUACUGCUCGACGCGGGACGGCCAGUUCGAUGUGUUCUCGCGCAACAACAUCAAGAACAAGACGGUCGUGAUCACGACGUGCGCUUGCGCCGGCGUACUGCUGCGCAUGGGUCUGCGAGGGCAUUUUAGCCAUAUUGUUGUCGAUGAGGCGGCGCAGGCGCUGGAGCCGGAGGCGCUGGUGCCCGUAGCGCUGGCCGGACCGGCGACGCGGGUGACUCUUGCCGGCGAUCCGAACCAGCUCGGACCGGCCGUUAGAUCAACAGACGCGCUCAAACGCGGCCUUGGCACGUCUCUGCUGAAGCGACUCCUACUCACCGCGGCGGAGCUCUCCGGCGACGCGCCGCCCGGCCUGAAGCGAUUCGGAUUGGGAAGCGCGGCCCGCGUCGCGCCGAUCGUCUGCAAGUUGAACACAAAUUACCGAGCUCACGGAAGUCUGCUCGCGCUGCCGUCGCGGCUGUUCUACGGAGACGCAUUGGUCCCUGCCAGUGAGACCGCGCACGCCCAAUUGUUACCAUGGGAGGGCACGUCGCUGCUGUGCUGGGGCGUAAAUGGCACCCACGCGCACGCCGUCGACUCGCCGUCCUAUCUCAACCACGACGAGGCGAACUGUGUGGCGUCGCUGCUCGAGUCCUUGCUCCGGAGCGACAAGGUCCAGUGCGAGCCACGCGACGUCGGCGUGCUGUGCGCGUUUCGGGCGCAGACGAUCUUGAUUAGGCAAAUGCUUCGUGCGAAGAAUCUCGGAAACGUGAUGGUCGGGCAAAUCUACGACUUCCAGGGGUGCGAGCACAAGGUCGUCAUCGUGACGCUGACGUUGAGCCGGCAACCAAUCGCGAACCGCGACGAGGACGACGACAGUGCGCCUCCGAUCGGUUUACUAGGUGCGAGGCGCUUCAACGUGGCCGUGACGCGAGCGAAGGCCCUUUGCGUGAUCGUGGGCCAUCCGAAACUCCUCGCGGGCGAGCCGUACUGGCGCGACUGUCUGCAAGAUUGCGUCGACCGCGACGCCUACCGCGGUGCGAAGCUCGAUGAGGACGGCGACGACGCUCAGGACGACGACGUCGCCGCCGACCUGACGGACAUGAUCGCGUCGAAGAAUCUCUUGGGUGGCGGCGACCUGGAUCGGCUCUAUCCGCGCGGCGAUCGCGCGUUGCGAGCGCUCCACGCUUGCGAGACGGCGUGGCGGAUUGCGCUCUGA